Molecule: messenger RNA, 975 nt
Organism: Plasmodium gallinaceum
Lineage: Eukaryota; Apicomplexa; Aconoidasida; Haemosporida; Plasmodiidae
Gene: DHHC8
Product: palmitoyltransferase, putative
Exons: 12
Coding region: 1-975 (324 amino acids)
Biological process (GO): peptidyl-L-cysteine S-palmitoylation; protein targeting to membrane
Cellular component (GO): endoplasmic reticulum; Golgi apparatus
Molecular function (GO): protein-cysteine S-palmitoyltransferase activity
Source: RefSeq, a predicted model, not a curated record
AUGGUUGAAAUAAAAGAAGCAAAGUCUCCCUUCCUUUUACCAUUAUAUAAAGUAUAUGAAAGCAACAAUAUUUUUUUGUGUUACGGGAAUAUCAUAACAGGGCCUAAUAUAUUUUUUCUUAUUUUUACAUAUAUAAUUAUAAUUAUUACUGUUUUACCUAUCUACAUAAUUGUAUAUUCUCAAAUAGAAAGUUCUAUUUUAUACUUUCUUACUAUUUUUAUAUUAACGAUAUUUUUUAUUUUAGUUUUGUACUUUUUAACAAUAACGGCAUUUUGUGACCCUGGAAUAAUCCCGAAAAAAAAUUAUGUUGAUUUGUCUAUACCGAAAGGGAGAACUGCAUUUACUACUGUAAAUAUAAAUGGUACCAUUAUAAAACGUUAUUGGUGUGUUCACUGUAAUCACUUUAAAGAACCAAGAUCGAAACAUUGUUAUGUAUGUAAUAAUUGUGUUACUAAAUUUGAUCAUCAUUGUGUAUGGAUAGGUAAUUGUGUAGGAAAUAGGAAUUAUAGGAGAUUUGUUUUUUUCAUAUUAAAUUUAUCUAUUCUUUCUACAUUAAUAUGUUUUAUUUUUAUUGGAUUCUUUAUUAGUCUGUGUAUAAAAGAAUAUGAUUCUUUAAAUUUUCAGUCGGUUUAUUAUAUAACAGUGGAACACCUACACAUUGCCUUGUAUAUUAUUUAUACAUUACCUGCGUCCAUCUUAUUAAUAAACUUAUUUUUUUAUCAUUUAAAAAUGAUAUUAUGUAAUAAAACUACAUACGAAGAUAUUCAAGGUUUAUAUUCAAACAAUAAUCCUUUUGAUGAAGGGAAGGUUCUAAAUUUAAAAAAAUUUUUGUUUACCCCUAUUAAUAAAAUGCAAGUGGACUGGAAAGAAAUUGUGAAAAAAAACGAAAAUCUUAUAAGAAACAAAAACAAAAGAAAAUGCCAACAAAGUACUUUUGGCAUAUAUUUUUUUAAAAAAUUAAGAAAUUAUAUAUAA